ACAAACAUUCUUUACAAUGCCCAAGAAAUGCCCAAAAAUGCAGGUCAUUUCUGGGCAUUUCUUUCAAGACGAACGAGCCCUUAAAUAUGGAGUAUUUGGCAAAAUAAAAUAGGUUUAUAUAGCUGAAGCUGUGUCCCCUCUUCAUAACUAUGCAGAUGCAGUAAUGGGUUAUUUUUUGUCGGAAAAGAAUUUCACUCCUUCCGCGUAGCUCUUUCAUUCUCUUUUCUCAACUUCACGCCUCAAUUUUCUUUUGUUGCUACAAUAUUUCCCUGUGGCCCAAAAGUAAUUUGGUGAGUUUUGUUUUCAGUAAAAGUCGAUAUGCAACACACUGGUGCAAAGGAUACCCAACUUCGUGAAAGCAGCAACCAAAAAGUUCAUCCCCAACCAAUGGAAGAGGCAACAAAUCAGAGCCCUGAAGCUAUGGGAGCAUUAGUGUCUAAAAUAUUUACGAACAUCUCCUCCCUCAAGUCGGCUUACAUUCAGCUACAAGCUGCUCAUACUCCUUAUGACCCCGACAAAAUUCAAGCUGCUGACAAGCUUGUAAUAUCAGAGCUAAAGAAUCUUUCUGAACUCAAGCAUUUCUAUAGAGAGCACAACCCCAAGCCUGUCUGUGCCUCACCGCAAGACUCUCGAUUAGCUGCUGAGAUUCAAGAGCAGCAGAGCCUGUUGAAGACGUAUGAGGUCAUGGUGAAAAAAUUUCAGUCUGAGAUUCAGAAUAAAGAUUCUGAGAUUGUUCAGUUAGAGCAGCAGAUUCAGGAAUCCAGCCAGAGACGAGUAAAACUUGAGAAGAAUCUGAAGCUGAGGGGCUUGUCAACGAAAGAAUCAGAAGGGAGUGGUGGUGAGUCUGGACAAUUUUCGCAGGAUUUAUCCCCCGAGCUUUUCAGGUCAGCUGUGGAAGCUGGUUCCAGGGCCAUUCACGACUUCUCUAAGCCGUUAAUCAACAUGAUGAAAGCCGCAGGGUGGGAUCUUGACGCUGCAGCAAACUCAAUCGAACCAAACAUUGUCUAUUCAAAAAGGGCCCACAAGAAGUAUGCAUUUGAAUCUCAAAUCUGCCAGAGAAUGUUUAUCAGGUUCCAGGAUGAGAGCUUCGGCAUGAAACCAGAAAAUCAGGCUGAGACGAGGGAGAGUUUAUAUCAGGAGUAUCUUAGUCUGAGGGAAAUGGAUCCGCUUGAUGCUGUGGGCCAGAGUCCAGAUUCGAUGUUUGGAAUGUUUUGCCAGAGGAAGUACCUCGCUGUUGUCCAUGAAAAGAUGGAAGCAUCAUUUUUCAGGAACUUAGAUCAGCGAAACUACAUAGUUGGUGGAGGGCAUCCGAGGACGGCCUUUUACCAAGCUUUUCUAAAAUUGGCUAAGGUGAUCUGGCUUUUGCACCGGUUGGCGCAUUCAUUCGAUCCUCCAGUUAAAGUUUUUCAGGUGAAGCGGGACAGUGAGUUUUCGGAGGUUUAUAUGGAGAGUGUUGUGAAGGAUUUCAUCAUAGAAGAUGGCGAUGAGAAACCUAAAGUCGGUCUGAUGGUAAUGCCUGGCUUCGGGAUAGGUGGUAGCAUCAUCCAGUCUCAAGUCUACCUAACAGGUAUUAAGGUAGCAGAAUGACACCUCCGUUCCUUUCCUUUCCUUCGCGUCCUGCUCAAAAAGUUCUCGAUUGAGUUGUACGUAACCCUACCCAAUGCGUGUCUCAGUUGUGUAGAACUAGCGCUUCUUUUCUGUUUCAUUCGAUGGGAAAUGCAGGUCCCAAAACUGAACUCAAGGAAAUUGUUCACUGUUUUUUUGAAGUAGUGUGUUUGUUGUUAAUGAUGUUAAAUGUAAUGUGCCCCUCAAAACACUCAACUUUGAAGAAUUGUUCAUUGCUUUUCAAUGAUGUAUUUGCUCA
Molecule: messenger RNA, 1864 nt
Organism: Salvia splendens (bonfire salvia)
Lineage: Eukaryota; Viridiplantae; Streptophyta; Magnoliopsida; Lamiales; Lamiaceae
Product: protein GRAVITROPIC IN THE LIGHT 1
Exons: 2
Coding region: 319-1587 (422 amino acids)
Biological process (GO): response to red or far red light; negative gravitropism
Source: RefSeq, a predicted model, not a curated record